Messenger RNA from Castor canadensis (American beaver), 5436 nucleotides. RefSeq names its product oncostatin M receptor (gene Osmr). Lineage: Eukaryota; Metazoa; Chordata; Mammalia; Rodentia; Castoridae. The record is from RefSeq and is a predicted model, not a curated record. Gene Ontology annotation, molecular function: cytokine receptor activity; protein binding. Gene Ontology annotation, cellular component: membrane.
CUGCCUGGGCACGUCCGCACCGACGUCCGCACCCGCGGCCGCACGGCGCCCCCAGCGCCCCCCUUGCCGCGGAGGACCGGGCCCUACGAACGCAGGCCCUCGCCGGCGGGACUACAGCAGAUUGUGGGGAAGUGAAAUCGAGGAAAGUGAAACGACACUUAGCGUGUGUGACCACUGUGGCAUAAUUGCUGCCUGCCCAGCAUGUGUAAAGUGGUGAAUGAAUGUCAGAACAGAUGACUUUAGAAAGAGCAGGAGGUUGGAACAGCUGCUGAAGCUAAUGUCCCAGGAUUCACAGCCUGACAGAAAACCAGAACCUAUGGCUUCCUUUGUUGUCUUUCAGACAACAUUCCUCUUAGCUUUGCUGUCCUUGAGGACUUACCAAAGUGAAGGAUUGACUGAACAUUUCUCAUUGACUCCUGAGUCACUGAACGUUUCCAUGAAUUCCACACUUCAGUAUUUGCAUUUACAAUGGACUGUUCAAAACCUUCCUCUUCAUCAGGAAUUAAAAAUGGUAUUUCAGAUAGAGAUCAGUAGAAUUAGAAUAUCGAACGUCAUCUGGGUGGGAAAUUACAGCUCCACUGUGAAGUGGAACCAAGUUCUCCACUGGAGCUGGGAAUCUGAGCUCCCUUUGGAAUGUGCAACACACUUUGUAAGAAUAAAAAGUAUGGUGGAUGAUGCCAAGUUUCCAGAGCUGAGUUUCUGGAGCAAGUGGAGUUCAUGGGAGGAAGUUCGUGCAAAAGAACCUCCCGGACCUAAGUCUUUGCUGAUAUUCCCUAGAGGUAAACUGGUGGAAGAAGGUUCCAAUGUCACUAUUUGUUACGUUGCUGGAAGCAAUCUAACUAAUGUACUCUGUUAUUUGAAAGAAGAACUGAUUCAUGGAGAACAACUUGAUUCAAAUGUAUUGGCAUUCAAGUUGAACAACGUCUCUUUCAUUAAUAAAUCAGGAACAACUGUCUCUUGUCAUGAGAAGAAUAACAUUGUCAGUGGCGUGGUUCUAUUUGUCUCAAAAGUCCUUGAGGAGCCCAAGGACUUUUCUUGUGAAACCCAGGACUUCAAGACUUUGAGCUGUACGUGGAAUCCUGGGGUAGACACUGUCUUGGACUGGUCUCAACAACCUUCCCAAAGUUAUACUUUAUUCGAAUCGUUUUCUGGGGAAAAGAAACGUUGUAAACACAAUAACUUAUGUAAUUGGAAAAUAACUCAAGAUUCCCAAGAAAUGUACAACUUCACGCUUGUAGCUGAAAAUUACUUAAGGAAGAGAAGUGUCAAUAUUGUUUUUAAUCUGACUCAUCGAGUUCAUCCAAAGGCUCCCUAUCAGGUCAACCUUGAAAAUGUAGGUGCCACAAAAGUCAGGAUGACUUGGAAGGUGCCUUCCCCUGGGGAUUACCACACAUUUUGGUGUCAGGUUGAGCUCCAAGAUGAAGGAAAAGUAAUACAACGGCACAAUGUGUCAGUCAAGGUGAACGGUGAGUACCUCUUCAGUGAGCUGGAGCCCAACAAGAAGUAUGAGGCCCAGGUGCGCUGUGCUGAUGGCAGCCACUUCUGGAGAUGGAGUGAAUGGACGUCUCAAACCCUCGUCACCACCGAGGCUGCUCCUUCCAAGGCUCCUGCUCUCUGGAGAAAUGUGAGAUCAGAGAAUGGAAGUCGCACUGUGACCUUAUUCUGGAAGCCACUAUCAAAAUUCCAUGCCAAUGGCAAGAUCCUCUUCUACAAUGUAGUUGUAGAAAAUCUAGACAAACCAUCCAAAUUAGAGGUCUACCCCAUCCGGGCACCAGCCAGUAGCAAAGAACUAAGCCUUGACCAGAGUUCUUACCAAAUCCACCUCACAGCCAACAACAGUGUGGGCACAUCCCCUGCCGCAGUCAUUGUCAUCUCUGAAGACUCUGGAAAAGAAGAUAUUAAAGAAGAAAGAAUUAAAGGUACAGAAAAUGGAUUCCUUAUGUCUUGGAAACCCCCAUCUGAAGACAUCAUAGGCUAUGUUGUAGAUUGGUGUGCACAUACCCAGGACCAGCUCUGUGAUUUGCAGUGGAAGAACGUAGGUCCUAAUACUACAAAUACAGUCAUCAGCUCAGAUGCUUUUAGAUCAGGAGUCCGAUACAACUUCAGAAUUUAUGGGAUAUCUACAGAAAGGACUGCUUAUUUAGUAGAGAAAAGAACAGGAUACUCCCAGGAACUGGCUCCUUCAAAGAACCCUCAAGUGGUUAUGAGUAACCUGACCUCCAGUUCCUUCAUGCUGAGCUGGACAAGUUAUCCCACAGAGUUUCAGUCUGGAUUUAUACAAGGGUACCAUGUCUACCUGAAAUCCAAAGAGAGACAGUGCCAACCAGGAUUUGAAAAGGCGGUCCUUCCAGAUGAUUCAGUAUGUUGUAAAUAUGACAUCAAAGACCCAGAACAAAAGACAUUCAUUGUGGAUAACCUACAGCCGGAAUCUUUUUAUGAGUUUUUCGUCGCUUCAUACACAAGUGGUGGCGAGGGCCCCAGUGGAAUUUUCACGAAGGUCACGACUCCAGAUGAACACUCCCACACGCUGAUCCGUAUCAUUCUGCCUGUGGCUCUGUGCCUCUUGCUCCUUUUUCUUGUGUGCUACUGGAAAAGCCAGUGGAUGAAGGAGAAGUGCUAUCCUGACAUCCCAGACCCUUACAAGAGCAGCAUCUUGUCACUGAUAAAAUCCAAGGAGAACCCUCACUUAAUAAUAAUGAAUGUCAAAGACUGCAUUCCAGAUGCUCUUGAAAUUAUAAACAAACCAGAAGUCACCAAAACACAUGUCAGCACUGGGAAGCCACUCUCCACAGAGAGUGAAUUAGCUAAACAUGCCUACCUUUACCUCCUGCCAACAGAAAAGGAGCAAUUGGGCCCUGGGCCGUGCAUUUGUUUUGAGAACUUCACUUAUAAUCAGUCAACUUCUGACUCUGGUUCCUGUGGCCAUGUCCCAGUAACCCCAAAAGACCCACCAUGUCAGCUGGGACUAUUGACCCAACCUGAGAAUUUAUUAAAUGUACUGGAAAAAAAGUACACAAAGUCCCCGGGAGAAAUCCCCGCUGGAGAAGCUGGUUUGAAUUAUGUGUCCCAGUUGGCUUCCCCACUAUGUGGAGACAAAGACAGUCUUCCAACACAUCCAACAAUGCCAGCACACUGUUCGGAGUAUAAAACGCAAAUGGCAGUGCCCCCAUGCCUUGCCUCUCCUUCUCCAACUGAGGAUGGCAGCCUGUCCUCAAUGAUCCUUUUAGGUCAAGGUGAACACUACCGUUAACCAGCACAUACCCAGUUCCUACACUAUAUAGAUGCUAAGGAGAGCACGACUGGCACUAUGCCAAUACCAUGUGCCCUGCUGGUCCGUAAUCCCAGUGAGCUGUCAUGUUUGCAGGUUGGAUUUAUAAAAGACCACUACAGUCUGGCUAGAUUAAAUGCCAGAGCUGUGGAAUUUAGCAUUCACCCUUGCAGGCUUAUACUAGAAAUGACAGGAUUACAGAGACAUGCUGGCCUUGUUGCUAUUUGUUCAGGCUUACCCUUGUCAUAGUAUACCUGAACUUGACAUAGGGACAAGCAUUAGCCCACAGACUGGUAAGUUCAGAAUUAUACAGGGUGGCUGUAGUCCUACAAGUCCCAUUUUUAGUGAGAAUGGAUCUCCAUUAAAAUUUAUCCCCAUGUUUAAUUAAUCUUAAGGGUACAGGACUAGGCCACAAAAUAUUUAUUACUAUGUAAACUUACUGUGUUUUAAUGAAAAAGUUACAAAUGUUUGAGACCAACAGAUUUUAGACUUGCCUUGAAACAACAAUUUGGAUUUCAUUGACACAAUAAAAUUAACUCUUUUGAGGCAGACCUAACCUAAUAGGUAAGACCUGUGAAUGAAACAGUAUCUUCACAAUUCUUUUGUCUAGCUUACUGCAGUAAAAGAGUAAGACUGGCAAAGAAUUCCCAACUUGGUAUAAAAGCAACAGCACUCCUGUUCAGUAGACAUCAGACUUCUUCCUUAAUCUUUCACUACCUCAGAAUAGAAAAAGAAAAAUCACUGAGUAAUAUUUACAUUUUAUCAUUCUCCUUUUUGUUCAAGAACCGUAUGAACGAACUGUUUCCAUUUAGCAUUGUUUGGACUCUGAAAUAGGUUGUCCAAGUCAAGAGAAUUCUGACUGCCUCAUUUAGAUUGCUAUUAUGCAACAAUAAAAAAUGAGACCUCAUUAUUGGCUGUCACUUAAGACAUAACUGCAAAAUGUUUUAUGGAGUGAGAACUGGUUGGUUUUUCAGUGACUUUAUCUCCUUUGAAACAAUACACUUUUCCCUCUAUAUCUGUAGGUUCUGCAAACAAAAAUAUGAUCAAAUAGUUGCAUCUGUUCUAUGUAUAGACUUUUUCCUUGUCAUUCCUGAACAAAAUUGUUUCUAUAGCAUUUACAGAAAUGACAGAAUAUGGGAGGAUAUGGUUAAGUUAUAUGCAGAUAUGACACGAUUUUAUAUAAGGGACUUAAAAGCAUUUGCAGAUUUUGGUAUGGCACAGGUCCUGGAACCAACCCCCCAAGGACACAAUGGAUGGAUGAGUGUACAUGGAAAAUAUCAGAUACCUAACAGGUAUUCAGUACAGGCUAGUUCUUUUUUCUUUCCCCUGCCAAUCAACCCCAAAUGUUUGUCACAUUUCUAAACAAGCAUUUAGAGGGGUUCCUUGUGUAUUGUGAGCUGCUGUCAGUACGGUGGAAAUCACUCUGCCUAUGUGCAUGGCUCUGUUGCUACCAAACAUCAACCCUAUAGAAAAUGUUCACGUCUCACGUGGCUUCAAAAUAGACCGAUACAAAUCAGUACUAUUCUGUUCAGCUUUUCAACCAAUUUUUUUUUUUACAUAUAACUAAGCCUUUUGCCAGAAAAGUUAUGUCCUAACACAGUACAAAACAGUGUCUUGAUUAGCCUGAUAGUUGUGAGAAAACUUUGGUCAGUAUUAUCAUCACUUACCCUAUGAAUGUUCCUUUGUUAAUUACAUCUUUCAUUUGAAAUUUGUACACAGAAAUGCCAAUGACAUUGAUUUGUAAAUGUUAUUUCACCUAUCACAAAAUUUUGAAGUUGUUUUUGCUGUUGCAUUAAACCUUGAUUAAAACAUUUAACCAUUACAUUUUUUGUUUUAUCUAUCUUGAUGAAAGUAUUACCAAUUCUGAGUCUAGCCCGUAUGUCAUCUCACAAACUUACUAAACAUGUAAAUUCCUAGGCACCACCUCAAAUCCUUAUCAGUCUUGGUAGCAUAUAACCUGGAAUCUAGUUUUCAUCAGUUCUGAAGCAUUCAGAUUCACACUACACUUUGAGAAUCACAGGCUUAAUAAAUCAGAUGAAGUCUUUCUGAAAUGUAGCAACAUUACCAACUGGAAAUGCUUGGAUACAUAACUUCUUGUUCACAUUAUCAGUAUCACCCACAGUUGUGGCUGUAAGUGUUCCUCACAAAUGUUCUCAACAACCAAAUAU